AUGAAGAUUCGUUUGGUUGUAUACACUGGCGGAAAGUGGGAAAUCGUUAACGGAAAGUUGGAGUAUGUUGCUGAUGCUGAUUCAAGUAGACGUGGUUUAGAAAUUGAACCCAACCUUUCAUACACCGCUCUUUUAAGUAAACUGUCAAACAUUUGGUUUGGUGUUGGAUCAUCUGGUUUUUCAAGUCCAAAAAAAUUUUUAGUUCCUGAUUUAAAUUUUUGUACUGAUGAAGAAAAUUAUGAUGUUGUAAACGACUCCCAACCAAAUCCUGAUAAUUCUUUCGAAAAUUGUUCGCGAUCUUCAUCAAUUACUUUUGAACCAGGUCACGUAUUUAAUAACAAAGAAGACAUGAAACUUGAAUUGGGAAAAAAAUGUUUGUUAGAACACUUUGAGUUUAAAGUAGAUAGAUCCUCUAAAACUCGGUACCAGGUGUCAUGUUUGGUCGACGGUUGCGGUUGGCGUUUCCGUGCAAGGAGUUUUGGAGAUAGUGGGGUGUUUUUUGUUAAGAGUUUUAACGAUAAACACACGUGCUCGAAGACGCUAACGUACCCACAUGUUCGUCAGGCAAACCCACAUGUUGUUGCUCAUUAUUUAAAAGAACCUUUAAAAGACAGUGGAAGAAUAUAUCGUUGUAAUGAAAUAGUGAAAGAUUUCAGACAGAGAUUCCAAGUUGAGAUAACCACUAGUCAAGCUUGGCGUGGAAAAAGUCUGGCACUAGAGCUUUUACAAGGAUCAAGCAGAGAGUCGUUCGCAGAACUACCACUUUACUGUUACAAUCUUGAGCGGGCAAAUCCUGGUUCUGUUACACAUAUCAAGACUGAUCACGAGCGUCGGUUUGAGAUGGUCUUUGUCGCGAUUGGUGCUGCGAUUCGUACCUUUAUAUGCAAUUUAAGACCGGUGGUGAUCAUUGAUGCUGCACACCUAAAGGGUGAAUUUAAGGGGACGUUAUUUUUAGCUGUUGGAAUGGAUGGAAACAACCAAAUUUUACCAAUUUCCUACGGAAUAGGAAAAUCAGAGGAUGGUGAAUGUUGGACAUGGUUUCUGUCAAAGCUUAAAGAAUGUAUCGGUGAAAUACCUGAAAUGGCCAUAAUUUCGGAUAGAGCGAAUUCUAUACAUCUGGCUGUUAGAAACGUCUUUCCACAUGUUUAUCAUGGGUUAUGCUGUCGUCAUUUAAUGAUGAACCUACGUUUACCCUCUGAUAAAAAAAAAGAAAAUGAGAAGUUGUGGUGGAAGACAUGCAAAUCGUACCGAUUGUCUGAUUUUAACGAGUCAUUUAAUGCUCUUUGUCUUGCCGUUCCUAGAGUGCGACACACUCUAACAAGUAUUGGGUUCGGUAGAUGGGCACGGGCGCAUUGUCCAGGCAAUCGAUAUCAUUAUAUGACAUCUAACAGCGCGGAGUCUAUUAACGCUUUAUCUAGACACUCGCGUAAAAUGCCGGUAACACAACUCUUAGAGUUCUUCCGGCAAUCUGUACAAAAGUGGUUUUACGAUCGCCGUUUGCAAGGUAUACAUGAAAAACAUUUACUUACACAGUGGGUUUCUGGUUUACCAUGCGGGCAUGUUAUCGCCGUUUCAAAAUUUUUAGGUGAAACCGACUGCAGUAAGUAUUGCUUCCCGUGUUACUCCAACGAAGUCUAUAAGAAAACUUAUGAAGAAGCGAUUUAUCCUCUCCCGCAUAGAUCUGAAUGGGAGACUCCAGAAGACCUUAUCAAUCUUCAACCGCCACAUAUGACAAAGCGCCAGGCUGGUCGUCCUCGAGAAAACAACCGAAUCUUAUCCCGCGGGGAAGAACCUACUCCCCUCUAUUGUUCCCGAUGUAACUCAUAUGGUCAUCAUCGGGAUGUAUGUCGGCAGCCCAUGCCGUCAGAAGUUCGUACUCGCAAACACCCAGACAAAGGGAAAGGGAAAGAAACCGAUAAUCCUGAUGAUUUUACACAAUCUCCUGCUGAUUAUAUGUAUCCGUCUUUCAACUUGGGAGACUUUUAA
Messenger RNA from Helianthus annuus (common sunflower), 1986 nucleotides. RefSeq lists its product as uncharacterized. Lineage: Eukaryota; Viridiplantae; Streptophyta; Magnoliopsida; Asterales; Asteraceae. The transcript is spliced from 4 exons. The record is from RefSeq and is a predicted model, not a curated record. The coding region runs from base 1 to 1986 and encodes 661 amino acids.